This is a messenger RNA of Knipowitschia caucasica, 492 nucleotides long. The record is from the annotation of a GenBank genome assembly. Lineage: Eukaryota; Metazoa; Chordata; Actinopteri; Gobiiformes; Gobiidae.
AUGAGGACAGCAUCAGAGGACAGAGGACAACAUGAGAGGACAGCAUCGAGGACAGAGGACAGAGGACAACAUCAGAGGACAGGACAGCAUCAGAAGACAGACAUCAGAGGACAGAGGACAGCAUCAGAGGACAGAGGACAGCAUCAGAGGACAGAGGACAGCAUCAGAGGACAGAGACAGCAUCAGAAGAGGCAGAGGACAGCAGCAUCAGAGAGAGGACAGCAUCAGAGGACAAAUGAGAGGACAGAGGACAGCAUCAGAGGACAGAGGACAGCAUCAGAGGACAGAGAACAGCAUCAGAGGACAGAGGAUAGCAUCAGAGGACAGAGGACAACAUCAGAGGACAGAGGACAACAUGAGAGGACAGAGGACAACAUGAGAGGACAGAGGACAGCAUCAGAGGACAGAGGACAGCAUCAGAGGACAGACGACAACAUGAGAGGACAGCAUCAGAGGACAGAGGACAACAUGAGAGGACAGAGGACAGCAUGA